Messenger RNA from Penicillium macrosclerotiorum, 999 nucleotides. RefSeq names its product non-structural maintenance of chromosomes element 1 family protein. Gene Ontology annotation, cellular component: nucleus; Smc5-Smc6 complex. Gene Ontology annotation, molecular function: ubiquitin-protein transferase activity. The transcript is spliced from 3 exons. Lineage: Eukaryota; Fungi; Ascomycota; Eurotiomycetes; Eurotiales; Aspergillaceae. The record is from RefSeq and is a predicted model, not a curated record. The coding region runs from base 1 to 999 and encodes 332 amino acids. Gene Ontology annotation, biological process: DNA damage tolerance; double-strand break repair via homologous recombination.
AUGGAUGCUUCCGAGUACAAUGAUUGCAAUCGCGCCUUUAUUCAGGCGUUCAUGUCGCGCUCCACCAUGACCUUGGAACAAGCUCAGCCAGUCCUAGCGGCGAUUUUAUCAGCUCAUGAAAACCGCGACGUUGACCCGACCGAUAUCACCUUGGAACACCUCUCCUCCUUCAUCUCGCAGGCCAAUACCGCAAUCUCUCCCUUUGACCUCGAAAUCAGAAGCUCUCUUCGCCAGGACUCCAAGGAUGACUCUCCAGAUGCGCAGGAGGUUUCACCGACGCGAAUAUAUGCUCUCGUCAACACAACCAGUGACCCUAUGACCCAACUUGCAACAACCUACUCUGCCGAUGAGAUCGCUUUCGUCAAGCGCAUUCUUGACUACAUGUUUGUUACAAAGAAUAAUCGCCUGUGCGAAGGCAUGGUCAUUCAUUCAAUAGACGCUUUGAACCUUAGCAGGGUUUCUGGCGACAGACAGAGAUCAACGAACAUUGGGACACAGCCUUCUGAAGGCGGAGCGGCACAGAGCUUGUCCAUGACUCAGGCUGAAGAUAUGAUGAAGAACCUUGUCAAAGAAGGCUGGCUGGAGAAAAGUCGCAAGGAUUAUUUUAGCCUAACUCCGAGAGCCUUGAUGGAGCUGCGCGGCUGGUUGGUCGCGACAUAUAAUGACGAGGCUAUCGAUGGACGAAAGAUUGAGCGCAUCAAGUUUUGUGCGGCCUGUCGGGAAAUCAUUACAUCAGGUCAACGUUGUGGCGAACGUGAUUGCUCCGGCCGACUCCAUGACCACUGUAUGCGCAACUUCUUCCGAAUGCAACAGGCAGAAGAUUGCCCUACAUGCAAGAAAUCUUGGCCCGGAGACAAGUACGUGGGUGAAAGGGCUGUCAUGGCGAUGGAUCGGAGGCGAAGUCGGACAGUUCCACAAAAUACAGCAUCCUCUCCGAGACAACAAAACGGCCAUGUCGGCUCUGACGAUGAGAAUAUGAGUGAUGAAGAGGAGGGAUGA